AUGUCCGGGGCCGACAAAUCGUUCUCAUACGCGGAAUAUCUGCACCCAGACGAUGCGCAUCUGGACGAUCCGUUUGAUCCCCAGCCCACGGACGGAGAUGGUUUAGAAUUCCAUACGGACGAGGAUAUGUCUGCAGGCGAUCAAGGCAUGUCCGUGGAAGAGGGGCUUGCUCACCAAAUGUCUCCACCGCAUCCAGAAACUCCCAGCGUGGCUUUUGAAGACCUAGACAAACUAUUCGACGACCAUGACCAAGAGAUACGAGCGAAAAUAGAGGGAGCGGAUGGUGCUACAACAACCGAUGGUCCAUCCGACAAUCUACAACAGGCCUCUUCGACUAAUGACACCGUCUACGAUUCUGCUUCGAAAAUUCAGGCUUUCACUGAUGAUGCACCGAGAAACACUGCGCCAAAGUCAGUCUUAUCCAAGAUCUCCCGUUCAAGAGAGAUCGAGUCAGCAGAUAGAAUAUCAAGCCCAAUGAGUUCAAGCAACGCCGCUCGAACUGAGGAGGCCACCGGCGCUGAGACUCCUGACAACGAGACAUCUCCUGGCGAGACCACCGACAUUGAAAUGUCCGACAUCGUUACUCCAGCCUCUUCGAGCUACAGCAUCUUGGACGAUGAUAUCAUUGACGAGUCUCCUUCGAAAGACGCAAAGUCGGACAGAAGGGAAGGGGGCAGAAUACGGAAGUGCCCUUGUUUGAGAUGCCAUGGUCAAGGCAAGCCGAAAACCAGAGAGACCAUACGAGCACAUCUAUCAGCCGACAAGAUUGAGAGACACAACAUGCUAGAAAAGCCACUGGGCGAAUGCAGAAGAUGCCGAGGGAUUGAUAGGCGCAAAUGCUAUCAAUGGCCAGAGAAUUACAAGGCUUGCUCAGAGUGCACUCGGUACAAGGAGUUAUGUUCAUGGGAGUAA
This is a messenger RNA of Colletotrichum lupini, 912 nucleotides long. RefSeq lists its product as uncharacterized. The transcript has a single exon. The record is from RefSeq and is a predicted model, not a curated record. Lineage: Eukaryota; Fungi; Ascomycota; Sordariomycetes; Glomerellales; Glomerellaceae. The coding region runs from base 1 to 912 and encodes 303 amino acids.